AUGUCUGAAAAAGACAUUUACACUAACAAAUACAGUGAAUUGAUUAGUAUCUACAAAUACCACAUCGAUUUAUACAAUGCUUUGUAUCAGUUAAAAACGGAAAACGAAGAAGAAUUACACUCGAUUUACAAAAUGAUUAAAACAGAUUUAAUUGAUUCAAAGAAAUAUAUUCCGAAAAAUAUUAUGAAAGACAUUUUGGAUAUUAUUCCGUAUAAUAACCGCUAUUUAAAGUCAUACUUGACUCUUGCAAAAUUCAUAUUUGAUGAUUAUAAUGUAAAAGAGGUCAAAUAUAUUCCACUUGUUUCUAAAUACAUGUUUUACAAACAAUAUGGAAUUAAAUUAGACACAUCUGAUGAUUUCGAAAAAAAUAAAUACGAAAAUCUCGAUAUUCAUUCAGAAAAUACAAUUUACAGAGCAAUUAUGAAUAAUGACUUAGAAACAUUCAUUGGAUUCACAGAGAGAGACGGAUUUGAUGAGGGUCAAAAACUUGUAAGUAGUUUAUAUCCAGAUCCUGAAGACGGAAAUGAUAGAAGUCAAAGAGUUCACGACUAUUUGCAUCUUUCUCGAACACCAUAUUCAUUACUUGAAUUAUGUUGUUACCAUGGGGCGGUUGAUUGUUUCAAGUUUUUAAGAACAAAAUUCAACUCAAAAAUAACUGAAAAUUGUCCCUGCUUCUCAUUUUUAGGAAGAAAUCAAGAAAUCAUGAGUGAAUGUUUGAAAUAUCAAAAACCAAACGUAAAAUGCAUGAUAUAUGCAAUAAUUUCACACAAGAUUGAUUUUGUUACAUUCUUGAUGAAUGAAUACAAUAUACAGAUUGAUUUGUUUCAAUGCGGAUUCAAUCAUAAUCUUGAUUCUUUUUUAGUUUAUUUCGAUCAAACUAAAAAUCUCAAAAGAUGCUUCAUUUAUUCACCAAUGUUUAAUAUUCCAUCUCUUUGUGAUUAUUUCCUUUCCCUUGGUGCACGUAUCAAUGCAACAGAUGAAGAGGAGGAAACAGCUCUUUUUAAGGCAGCAAGAAAUAAUAAUAAGGAAACUGCCGAAUUUCUUAUUUCACACGGUGCAUAUAUAAACAAUAAAAGUUCACAUUACAGAACAGUACUUCUGAUUGCAGUGGAUAAUAAUAAUAAAGAAUUAAUUGAACUUUUUAUUAAACAUGGUGCAGAUAUUCAUAAAAAAUUGCAACUUGGAGAAACAGUUCUUUAUUUUGCAAUAAAUAACAAUAGAAAUGAAGCAGCAGAAAUCCUUCUUUCAUAUGGUGCAAAUAUCAAUGAAAAAGAUAACUUUUCGGUAGCUCUGCUUCAUAGAGCAGUAGAAAAUAAUAGUAAGAAAACGAUCGAAUUUCUUAUUUCACAUGGUGCAAAUGUCAAUGAAAAAGGUUACAAUGGAUGUACAGCCCUUCAUAAUGCAGCAUAUAAAAAUAAUAAAGAAAUAGUUGAACUUCUUCUUUCUCAUGGUGUAAAUAUUAAUGAAAAAGAUGACUCUUCGGAUACUGCACUUCAUAGAGCAGCAGAAAAUAAUAGUAAGAAAACGAUCGAAUUUCUUAUUUCUCAUGGUGCAAGUAUCAAUGAAAAAAAUUAUUUUGGAGAUACUGUUCUUCAUAAAGCAAGUGCAAAUUGUGAUAAAGAAAUAAUUGAACUUUUUCUUUCAAAUGGAGUAAAUAUCAAUGAUAAAAAUAAAUAUGGGGACACUGCGCUUUUUAUUGCAGCAAGAAAUCAUAGAAAAGAAAUUAUUGAACUUCUUAUUUCGCAUGGUGCAAAAAUCAAUGAAUAUAAUAUUGAGGGAAAAACCGUUCUUCAUUAUGCAGCACAAUACCAAAAUUAUGAUACAGUAAAACUUCUUAUUUCGCAUGGUGCAAAUAUCAAUGCAAAAGGUAUUCACGGGAAAACCCCUCUUCAUUAUGCAUCACGAUACCAAAGUAAAGAAAUAGUCGAACUUCUUAUUUCGCAUGGAGCAAAUAUUAAUGAAAAAGAUGAAAGAGGAUACACUGCUCUUCAUUAUGCUACAUAUUAUAAUACUAAAGAAAUAUUUGAACUUCUUAUUUCACAUGGUGCAAAUAUUGGUGAUAAAGGUAAAGAUGGAAACAUCACGCUUCUUAUGGCAGUAAAAAUGAUACUAAAGAAACAGUUGAAUUUCUUAUUUCACAUGGUGCAAAUAUCAAUGAAAAAGACAAAAAUGGUGACACGGCUCUUCUUAUUGCAUUAA
This is a messenger RNA of Trichomonas vaginalis G3, 2199 nucleotides long. RefSeq names its product ankyrin repeat and SOCS box-containing protein 4 family. The transcript has a single exon. The record is from RefSeq and is a predicted model, not a curated record. Lineage: Eukaryota; Parabasalia; Trichomonadida; Trichomonadidae. Gene Ontology annotation, molecular function: protein binding. Bases 1 to 2199 code for a protein of 732 amino acids.